Lagopus muta (rock ptarmigan) is the source of this 3232-nucleotide messenger RNA. RefSeq names its product katanin regulatory subunit B1 (gene KATNB1). NCBI's taxonomy places the organism in Eukaryota, Metazoa, Chordata, Aves, Galliformes, Phasianidae. Gene Ontology annotation, biological process: microtubule depolymerization; microtubule severing. The coding region runs from base 260 to 2233 and encodes 657 amino acids. The record is from RefSeq and is a predicted model, not a curated record. The transcript has 19 exons. Gene Ontology annotation, cellular component: katanin complex. Gene Ontology annotation, molecular function: microtubule binding.
GUGGGGGGCCGGUUGCCAGGGCCCGGUUGCCAGGCGCCGGGCAAGAGGGGGCAAGCGGGGGAAGGUCGGGGCAUCCGAGCCUUGCGAGCGGACGGCUGCGGGUCCGUCGGCCUCCACGGGCCGCCCCGCGGGGAUCGGCGGCGAGGAGAAGCUCGAAGGGAGGCGGCGGAGCUGCGGAUGGUGGCGGGGGAGCGGCCGUGCUAGGACGCGGCGGGGGUCGAGCCCCGAGCCGGGCGCGGAGCCUGGCGGCCGGCGGGAGAUGGCAGCGGCCGUCGUCACCAAGACGGCCUGGAAGCUGCAAGAGAUCGUGGCUCACAGCAGCAACGUGUCCUCAUUGGUGCUGGGGAAGAAAUCGGGCCGGCUGCUGGCGACCGGAGGAGAUGACUGUCGGGUCAACGUGUGGUCAGUUAACAAGCCCAACUGUGUCAUGAGCUUGUCAGGCCACACAACACCCAUUGAGAGCCUACAGAUCAGUGCCAAGGAGGAACUUCUUGUUGCAGGGUCCCAGUCAGGGUCCAUUCGAGUCUGGGACCUGGAAGCUGCCAAAAUUCUUCGUACACUACUUGGUCACAAAGCAAACAUCUGCAGCCUUGACUUCCAUCCUUAUGGCAGUUUCGUGGCAUCUGGCUCUCUGGAUACAGACAUUAAGCUGUGGGAUGUUCGAAGAAAAGGCUGCAUCUUCAAGUAUAAGAGUCACACACAAGCAGUGAGAUGCCUCCGAUUUAGUCCUGAUGGCAAGUGGUUAGCCUCUGCUGCUGAUGAUCACACUGUCAAGCUGUGGGAUCUGACUGCUGGAAAGGUAAUGUUCGAGUUCACAGGACAUUCUGGCCCAGUCAGUGUUGUUGAAUUCCAUCCCAGUGAAUACCUUUUGGCUUCUGGCAGCUCUGACAGGACCAUUCGUUUCUGGGACUUGGAGAAGUUUCAUGUUGUGAGCUGUAUUGAAGAGGAGGCUACUCCUGUCAGGUGUGUUCUUUUCAACCCAGAUGGCUGCUGUUUGUAUGGUGGCUACCAGGAUUCUCUGCGUGUAUACGGCUGGGAGCCAGAGCGCUGCUUUGAUGUGGUCUUAGUGAACUGGGGAAAAGUGGCUGACCUAGCUAUCUGCAACAACCAGCUGAUAGGAGUUUCCUGUGCACAGAGCACAGUCUCUUCCUUUGUUGUGGAUCUCAGCAGAGUCACAAAAUCAGGUUCAGUUCCUCAUGGGCUGCUCAGGAACGACGAGCCUCUGUCUCAGCCCACCCCCACAGGGUCCUCCCUUCGUCGCAGCUAUGACAGACCCUCAACUAGCUGCAGCAAGCCUCAGAGAGUGAAGCACAGUUCAGAGAGCGAGAGACGCAGUCCCAGCAGUGAAGAGGAGCGGGAUGAGAAGGAAUCCAAAGCUGAGAUCCAGAACCCAGAGGAUUACAAAGAGAUCUUCCAGCCCAAGAAUGCCAUCUCUCGAACUCCUCCUCGAAUGAAUGAACCCUUUCCAGCCCCCCCAGAGGAUGAGCCUGUUACUGCAAAGGAAGCAGCAAAGCCUGACCAACCUGUGGAAGUCCAGACCCCGUUGCCAAAGCAAGAGCUUCCUGAGCCAAUUCAUAGGCCACCAAUUGCUUCAUCAACUCCUCUGCCCAGGGCAGAGCCAUCAGUUAUUCCUGCAGCCAGGAACGAGCCCAUUGGCCUGAAAGCCUCUGACUUCCUACCAGCUCUGAAAAACCAAAGCCAGACUGAGCUCGUAGAUGAAGAAAUCAUGUCCCAGAUCAGGAAAGGCCACAAGACUGUGUGCAUGGUGCUCACCAGCCGUCACAAGAAUCUGGACACUGUGCGGGCUGUAUGGAGCACCAGUGACUUCAAGAGCUCUGUGGACUCUGCUGUAGCAACCAACGACCUGUCUGUUGUUGUGGACCUCUUGAACAUUGUCAACCAGACAGCGUCUCUCUGGAAGUUGGAUUUAUGCACUGUCGUUCUGCCUCAGAUAGAAAAACUUCUCCAAAGUAAAUAUGAAAGUUAUGUGCAAACGGGCUGCACCUCCUUGAAACUCAUUCUGCAGAGAUUCCUGCCGCUGAUCACCGACAUACUUGCUGCACCACCUUCUGUAGGAGUGGACAUCACCAGAGAGGAGAGGCUCCAUAAAUGCAGGCUGUGCUAUGAGCAGCUGAAGAACAUCAGCAACAUUGUAAAGAACAAGUCCGGGCUCAGCGGCCGCCAUGGCAGUGCCUUCAGAGAACUGCAUCUCCUCAUGGCUGCGCUGGAGUGACUGCUGCCGCCUCCGCAAGUGCAAACACAGGUGGCCAAACUCCCCUCUGUGCUCAGGCUGGCUGGGUUGCACCUCUCUGCGUGUUCAUCCUUCCCCACGGCACAGCAGGGAACACAGCUCUGCCUGGCCAGCCGCCUGUCCAGAAGCAGUGCCUGGAGGGGCAGGUGGAAGACUGGAGCGGGGCGAUGCAGAAUCACAGAAUCACAAGGUUGGAAACGACCUGCAAGAUCAUCUAGUCCAACCACCCAGGGGAUGCGAGGGGACCUGGCUGCACAAAGUCCCUGCUGUGGAGCAGCUUCAUUUCAGCUCUUCACCUCACCAUCAAGCGCUGUGUCUGUGUGCUGACCUUGCCCUGAGUGGAGGGCUCCAGGCCUGCUGCCACUUCUCCUUCACCCACGUGUGCUGUUGGUUUUUUGCCACUUGGCUCUGGUGGCCAGAGCUGCUCCCUGUGCAGCACGCUGAGGACUGCAGCUUCUUCCCCACGGAAGCCUGCUGUGGGGAGAAGGGCUCUGUCCCUGCAGAAAGGGAAAUCCUUUCUGCAGGCAGGUGGGACCAGCCCCUUUAGCUUGCUGCAAAAAACAUCAGCCAGGACACUGUGCCGCUGCAUGUGGUGUGGUUACAAGGGCCAAUAAGACUGAGGGCAAGUUGUCCUCCGGCUUCUCUGCAUCCCUGCAAGUAACCCUGCGCCCCAGAAGAUGGAUUUGUGGUCUGCCUGGAUCUGUUAACAUACAUGACUUCACUGGGACAUGUCAUACACGUUUGCCUUUGGGGGUGGAGGAAUGGAGGGACAUGGACUGAUGUCUUUCUGCAUCCACUGGUAGGGAUGUUUUUUUCCCAAUAAAUGCCUGUCAGAACUUUCUGCCCCUCUUUCUUCUUUCCCGUGGGCAGAGAGGCUCCUGCUGGUGCUUCCCCUGCUCCUCCAGCUCUGUCUCCUGGUUUUGUACACUGGAGCCUGUUCUCUAGGAAACUGUAACUUAUAACGAAUUUUAUUAAAGCAUU